ACCUUCGCCGCAAAUCUGCAAUGGCGGUUUUUACUAAUCUCCAAAUUGUUUCCGCAUUAUAUAACCGGGAAACCUUUGGUCAUAAAUGGCUCCCCUACUCCGGUCGGCGAUUUCCCUCUCUCUUUCGCGGCGUUAGCGGAGCUCCUUUUUCGUUAUUGCAAUAAUGGCUAUCGCAGAGGAUUGCGUUAGGGUUACCCGGUCGGUGGCUGCGGCGGCGACGAGGAAGAGAGCUGCCGAGGCAGCGGCGAAGCUUCCGAAUAAAAAGCAAAGAGUGGCGCUGAGGGAGAUUCAGAAUGUAUUGCCUCCCCAAAACGUGGAUACAGAUCGAAAACAGAAGUUCCAGGUUUUUCACGAUGGAUUGGAAAUUCCGGCGACGAAGAAAGUGGAGGAGACGGCGGUCGACAUACGCGACGAUCCGCAGAUGUGCGCAGUAUAUGCUCCCGAUAUAUACGAAUACCUUCGUCAAAUGGAAAUGGAGCUUAAGAGACGACCGUCGCCGGAUUACAUGGAGACAGUCCAGAAGGACGCGACGGUGAGCAUGAGAGGAGUGCUGGUAGACUGGCUCGUCGAGGUAUCCGAGGAAUACAAUCUUCUUCCCGAUACACUCUUCCUGACGGUUUCCUACAUCGACCGAUUUCUCUCAGUAAACGCCAUUAGCAGAAAGAGGCUCCAACUCCUCGGCGUUUCUUCAAUGCUAAUCGCCUCGAAAUACGAGGAAAUCGAUCCUCCACAAAUCGAAGAUUUCUGUUACAUAACAGAUUACACUUACAAAAGAGAAGAAGUGAUUAAAAUGGAGGCCGAUGUGCUCAAAUCUCUCAGAUUUGAAAUGGGGAAUCCUACAGUCAAAACAUUCCUCAGAAGCUUCACCAGAAUUGCUCAACAAGACCAUGAGGUUUCUGAUUUACAAUUGGAGUUCUUGUGCUCCUAUCUAGCCGAGCUAAGCUUGCUGCACUACGGCUGCGUAAAAUUCUUGCCGUCCUUGGUGGCUGCAUCUGCCGUAUUCCUUGCAAGAUUCACUCUGCAGCCAAUGCUACAUCCAUGGAAUGCAGCACUGCAGAAACAUUCCGAAUACAAACCUUCGGAUCUCAAGGAAUGCGUCGGCAUUCUACAUGACUUACAAUUGAGCAGACAAGGGCAUAAUUUAGUUGCUGUGAGGGAGAAAUACAAGCAGCAUAAGUAUAAGUCGGUGUCGACGCUGUUGUCGCCGGAGGAAAUUCCGGCGUCUUUCUUGGAAGAGCCUUGAGGAAGAUCGUUGGAUUUUUUAUUCAAUAUUGUUGUAGAUAAGAGCAUUCAGAGUUACCAAAGAACAAAUUAUUUGCCUUUUGAUACCCAUAAAGAAAGGAAAUAAAUAUUUAUGAUGAUAUACAUAUUUUUGCAAUUCUUGCAAUGCUGCUGUGUUUUUGUUUUUGGUAGAGAUUGCCAACUG
Messenger RNA from Andrographis paniculata, 1426 nucleotides. RefSeq names its product putative cyclin-A3-1. Gene Ontology annotation, cellular component: cytoplasm; cyclin-dependent protein kinase holoenzyme complex; nucleus. The transcript is spliced from 7 exons. Gene Ontology annotation, molecular function: cyclin-dependent protein serine/threonine kinase regulator activity. Bases 164 to 1243 code for a protein of 359 amino acids. Gene Ontology annotation, biological process: mitotic cell cycle phase transition; regulation of cyclin-dependent protein serine/threonine kinase activity. Lineage: Eukaryota; Viridiplantae; Streptophyta; Magnoliopsida; Lamiales; Acanthaceae. The record is from RefSeq and is a predicted model, not a curated record.